CAGGACCACAGACAUGAAGCUGGUCUUCACCGUCCUGCUGCUCCUCGGGGCCCUCGGACUGUGUCUGGCUGCCCAGAGGAGAAGUGUUCGAUGGUGUACCAUAUCACCAGCCGAGACAACAAAAUGCUACAAAUUCCAAAGAAAUAUGAGGAAACUGAGGGGCCCUCCUGUCUCCUGUGUAAAGAGAACCUCCUCCCUUGAAUGUAUCCAGACCAUUGCGGCAAACAAGGCAGAUGCUGUGACCCUGGAUGGUGGUUUGGUGUUUGAGGCAGGGAAGGACCCCUACAAACUGCGCCCAGUAGUGGCAGAAGUCUAUGGGACUGAAGCAAAUCCACGAAGCCACUAUUAUGCUGUGGCUGUGGUGAAGAAAAGCAGCCACUUCCAGCUGAACCAACUGCAAGGCGUAAAGUCCUGCCACACAGGUCUUAACAGGAACGCUGGCUGGAACAUCCCUAUAGGGACACUCCGCCCAUUUCUUAACUGGAUGGGGCCACCUGAGCCCAUUGAGUCAGCUGUGGCCAAGUUCUUCUCAGCCAGCUGUGUUCCUGGUGCAGAUGGAACACUGUUCCCCAACCUGUGUCAACUGUGUGUCGGGACAGGGGCAAAUAAAUGUGCUGCCUCCUCCCAGGAACCGUACUUUGGCUAUGCUGGUGCUUUCAGGUGUCUGAAAGAAGGGGCUGGAGACGUGGCUUUCAUCAGGGAGAGCACGGUGUUUGAGGAGCUGCCAGAUAAGGCGGAAAGAGACCAGUAUGAGCUGCUAUGCCCGGACAAUACCCGGAAGCCAGUGGACAAGUUCCUGGAGUGCAACUUGGCUCGGGUCUCUUCUCAUGCUGUUGUGGCACGAAGCGUGGACGGCAAGGAGGAUUCUAUCUGGAAACUUCUCAGCCAGGCACAGGAAAAGUUUGGAAAGAACAAGUCCUCAGCAUUCCAGCUCUUCGGCUCCCCUGAUAACCACAAGGAUCUGCUGUUCAAGGACUCUACCCUUGGGUUUUCAAGGAUCCCCUCAGAAGUAGACGCGGAGCUGUACCUUGGCUUUGAGUACCUCACUGCCAUCCAGAACCUGAGGGAAAGCAGCGCGGCGGUGGAGGCCCGGCGCGCGCAGGUCGUGUGGUGCGCGGUGGGCGAGCAGGAGCUCAGCAAGUGCAGGCGGUGGAGCAGCGCGAGCGGCGGCAGCGUGACCUGCGCCUUGGCGCGCAGUACGGACCACUGCAUCGCCCUGGUCCUGAAAGGAAAAGCUGAUGCCAUGAGUUUGGAUGGAGGAUACAUCUACACUGCGGGCAAGUGUGGUUUGGUGCCCGUCCUGGCAGAGAACUAUAAAUCCCAAAAAAGCAGUGACCUUAAUUGUGUGGAUAGACCAGUGGAAGGAUAUCUCGCUGUGGCAGCGGUAAAGAAAUCAAAUGCUGACAUCACCUGGAACUCUCUGAAAGGCAAGAAGUCCUGCCAUACUGCGGUGGACAGGACCGCAGGCUGGAACAUCCCCAUAGGCCUGCUUUUCAGCCAGACAGACUCCUGCAAGUUUGAUGAAUUCUUCAGUCAGAGCUGCGCCCCUGGGUCUGACCCCAGAUCCAAUCUCUGUGCUCUGUGUAUCGGCAACGAGGAGGGGCAGGAUAAGUGUGUGCCCAACAGCAAUGAGAGAUACUAUGGCUACAAUGGUGCCUUCAGGUGCCUGGCUGAGAAUGCGGGAGAUGUUGCAUUUUUGAAAGAUGUCACUAUCUUGCAGAACACUGAUGGUAGGUGA
Messenger RNA from Otolemur garnettii (small-eared galago), 1738 nucleotides. RefSeq names its product lactotransferrin (gene LTF). Gene Ontology annotation, cellular component: extracellular region; early endosome; recycling endosome. The transcript has 14 exons. The record is from RefSeq and is a predicted model, not a curated record. The coding region runs from base 14 to 1738 and encodes 574 amino acids. NCBI's taxonomy places the organism in Eukaryota, Metazoa, Chordata, Mammalia, Primates, Galagidae. Gene Ontology annotation, biological process: antibacterial humoral response; iron ion transport.